Molecule: messenger RNA, 1404 nt
Organism: Ostreobium quekettii
Lineage: Eukaryota; Viridiplantae; Chlorophyta; Ulvophyceae; Bryopsidales; Ostreobiaceae
Source: the annotation of a GenBank genome assembly
AUGCUUCACUCCCUUCUCAGGCGCCAUUUGCGGGUGCUGCGUUUGCUGGAGGUGACGCCAGGGAGUUCCUCGCGUUCAACGGGCCCUUUCCCCACGUCGCCGUCCUCCGGGGAUCUAGCCUCCAAGUCCACGCUCAGAUUCCCUCCCCAGCUCCGAUGGCUGAGCGGCAUUCCGCCUGCUGGGGACGGCGUGGCCGUCCUGUCCGUGGCGAGGACCCCGAUGGGCAGGUUUCAGGGCGGCCUGGCGGAAUUCUCGGCGCCGGCGCUAGGCGGGAUCGCCAUCAGGGAGGCGCUGGCGCGAGGCGGCGUGCGGCCGGAGGAGGUGGAGGAGGUGUUCAUGGGCAACGUGCUUGCGGCGGGCGUGGGUCAGGCGCCGGGUCGCCAGGCCGCGCUGGGAGCUGGCCUGCCUGUGAGCGCGCCCUGUACUACCGUGAACAAGGUGUGCGCGUCGGGCCUUAAGGCCGUUAUGCUCGGCUUCGCCAGCAUCAAGGCCGGCGUGGCGAGCGUCGUGGUGGCGGGCGGCAUGGAGAGCAUGUCCAACGUCCCCUACUACCUGCCCGGCGCGCGGGACGCCCUCCGGAUGGGCCACCGCACCCUCGUCGAUUCUCUGCCGCCGAAAGCCGCGACGACGCCCAAGCCCCUCCUGAGGGAUUCCCUCUUCGACACGCUGCCGGACAACCGGCGAACCCUGGUGGACGGCAUGAUUCAAGACGGCCUUUGGGACCCGCACAAUGACGUCCACAUGGGCGCGUGCGCGGAGGCCUGCGCCGAGAGGUAUGGGAUUUCCAGGGAGCAGCAGGACGACAUGGCGAUUUCCAGCUUCCGGCGGGCGCUUGAGGCUCGGGAAGAUUCCAUGUGGGAGAUCACGCCCGUGGAACGCCCCGGCACCGGAGAGGGUAGUGUCGUCGAUGCGGAUGAGGGGUUGGGCACCCUGGACGAGGUCAAGCUGAGGCGCCUGAAGCCCGCUUUUGCUGAGGGCGGCACCAUCACGGCCGGCAACGCGUCGCAGAUCUCCGACGGCGCGGCGGCAGUGGUGCUGGCGUCUCAAUCCAGGGCCGAGGAGAUGGGUGCGGCGGUGCUCGCCCGCGUCUUGAGCGUGGCGGACGCGGCCCAGGAGCCCAAGUGGUUCACGACGACCCCCGCGCUGGCCGUGGCGAAAGUCGUCGAGCGGGGCGGGCUCACAAUGGCCGACGUUGAUUACUUUGAGAUCAACGAGGCGUUCGCGGUUGUGGAGCUGGUGAACAGGGGCAUCCUGGGACUGGACUCGGAGCGGACCUUCCGGGGGGCGCAUGGCCGUGAACUUAUGCGGAGGAGGGGCGGCAGGUUCGGAGUUGCGGCGAUCUGUAACGGCGGGGGUGGCGCGUCGGCUGUGCUUGUGGAGAGGGUGGAGACGGCGGGGGGUUGA